Messenger RNA from Papaver somniferum (opium poppy), 1550 nucleotides. RefSeq names its product root phototropism protein 3-like. Lineage: Eukaryota; Viridiplantae; Streptophyta; Magnoliopsida; Ranunculales; Papaveraceae. The record is from RefSeq and is a predicted model, not a curated record. The coding region runs from base 130 to 1392 and encodes 420 amino acids. The transcript has 2 exons.
CCUUUUAUGUGGUUCUAACUCUUAUAUCUCCUUCAUGUCACUUCAUUUUCUCUACAUCUGCUUCAAAAGUUCAUUCCCAUUAUAAAACCUGAACUUUCCGCCAGUGUUAAGGAUCUUGCAAGCAAAACAAUGAAGAAGGUUUCAACACCUGCUGAAUCUACAGUCAUCUCUACAACAUCACCGACGAAAUAUACGAGCAAAUUCUGGUUCGACGAUGCAUGUAUUCUUGACAUGGAUCACUUCAUUAAAAACCUAUACGUCAUUAAAGAGAAAGGUGUAAGACCUGAUUUGAUUUCAUCUAUUAUAGCGAAUUACGCAUCGAAAUGGCUCCCUGAUCUUUCCACUGAAGAACCCAUGAAAAGUCCGGCAACUUUGACAGGUUCGCCUGUGAGUGUUACAGCUUUGUGGAUGAAGAAGAGAUUUUUUGUCGAGACUUUAGUUGGAAUACUUCCUUCUGAGAAAAACUCCGUACCUUGUGACUUCUUGCUGAGACUUCUCCGAACAGCGAAUAUGGUCGGAGUUGAGAUGAACUAUCGAGCUGAGCUUGAGAAAAGGAUUUCAUUGCAACUCGAUCAAGCGACUCUGAAAGAGUUAAUGAUACCUGCUUUUGAUCAUAAUUGUGGGACUUUGCUGGAUGUUGAACUUGUUCUUCGUUUGGUGCAUAGGUUUCUUAACCUUGAUGAAGUGUCAAAGAGCGGGACUUCUCUGGUUAAGGUUGCGAGACUGAUUGAUGCUUACCUUGCAGAAACUGCUCUUGACACAAAUUUGUCACUGUUGGAGUUCAUUUCACUUGCCGGAGCUCUUCCUAACCACGCUCGUAUAGCGGAUGAUGGGUUGUACCGAGCUAUCGACACCUACCUCAAAGUGCAUCCAAAUGUGUCGAAACAAGAGAGGAAAAUUCUGUGUAGAGUGAUUGACAGCCAGAAACUUUCGCCUGAAGCUUCAUACCAUGCUGCACAAAACGAGCGGUUACCUGUGCGUGCAGUAAUUCAAGUUCUCUACUCUGAGCAAACAAAGCUCAACCGUCAACUUGAUUGGAGUGGUUCGUUCAGUGGACUUCGAAGCCCAAACCCUCCUCCUGAGGCGCCCCCUGUACGUUGCCACUCAAAACGUGAUAUGGCAAAUCAGCAUAUAGAGAUAAAGAGGUUGCGUGAAGAUGUUCAUAGGCUUCAGAACCAGUGCAACACCAUGCAAGGUCAGAUAGAAAGACUCAUGGAGAAGAAGAAAGGGAUAUUCAGCUGGAAGAAAUUAGCAGUUCCUAUGUUUCAAUCUGUUAACGCGGUGGGAAUGAUCGAAGAUGGUGAAGCAGGAGACAAAGUAGGGCAAACACCGGUGAAUAUGAAAACAAAGCUGGUGAGAACUCCCGGGAGAUGGAGAAAGUCCAUGUCGUGAAAAAUGGUGUGAAAGAAUUGUUGAUUUUGCAGGUGUUACUCUUAUAUAUGUAAUCUUAAUUGUUCGGUGAGGCUGCUAUUUUUUUCCUUUUGAUUGUUGCAUAACAUGCUGUGUAAGUUUAAUAAUCUUAAUAAAAACUUGGAAUAUUGGAGAAGAUA